Paramecium primaurelia is the source of this 3445-nucleotide messenger RNA. Lineage: Eukaryota; Ciliophora; Oligohymenophorea; Peniculida; Parameciidae. The record is from the annotation of a GenBank genome assembly.
AUGUUGUAAUUUCGUCAUUUAAUGUAAUGAUAUCAUUGAUUAAUAAGCCUCUUUAUAAGAGAAUAUGUCAUCAAAAUCAAAAACUAAUUAUUUGGUCAAUCCUAUAUUUCAAUGCCAUUUUAAGUCCAAAAUUCAUGUGUUGAAGGACAACAUCCUCUAUCCUAAAUUUAGCCUAUUAGAAUAAGCAAAUCAAGAAUUUUAUUAGCAGUAUCAAUAUUUAUUAGUUAGAUUAUAUUAUCUAUUUCAACAGCAUUUUUAUUUGCUUUGGCCUUAAAAUACUUCAAAAAGCUAUAUUAAUUAUUUCUGUUCAUUGAAUGCUCUGAUGAAUCUAUCGCAACUCAUUAUAGAAUAGUAGCAAAUUCAGGAGAAGAAUUUGUUUGUAAAAAAAAAAUGAUGUAUGAUAAACCUUAUUUCGUAUUUAAGUAUUCUCUAUUCAAAUAUAUAGAAUGCUUAAGUAUUCAUUUAAUGCUUCAACUUAAUUUUAUUAACCAAUUGAAUUUGAAACAAAGUGUAAAACUUUGGCUGAAAUUAUUAAUUUAAGUUCAAAACAAACUAGAGAACAAAAGAUUAAGUAUUUUGGAACAUGUUAACUUAAAAUACCAAUAGAAUCAAUAUUCAUAUAUUCAUUACAUGCAUUUACAGGUCCAUUUAAUAUUUUAUAAUAUUUUGCUGUUGCCAUCUGGUUUGCAGAAAAAACAGUACUUUAACCAGUUCUGAUCUUGAUUUUCACAGUAUUAACAGUCUAUCUGAAUUACUUUUUAUAUGUAAGAUCAAGAAGAAGACUAUAAUAAUUAGCAAAUAUUCAUUAAGACGUAACAAUUAAAGAAGCAGAUUAAUUUAAACUUAUCAAUGGAGCUGAUCUUGUACCAGGUGAUUUACUUAUACUUAAAGAAAAUUAAACAUUAAAUUGUGAUUGUGCUAUUAUAUCUGGUGAUGUUAUUGUAAAUGAAGCUACUUUAACAGGUGAAGGUAUACCUAUUCCAAAAAGUGCAUUACCAAAUCAAAAUUCUAUAUUUGAACUUGAAAAAAUGUCUUAACAUUGUUUAUUUGAAGGAACUAAAUUGAUUUAAGUUAAUAAUACUUAAGAAAAUGUUGCUAUUGUACUUAGAACAGGUUUUACAUCUUUAAGAGGAUAAUAUUUUAGAAAUGUACUUUUCCCUGAACCUCCAUCAAUGAGAUUUUAUAUCUAAGCUGCAAAAUUCAUUAUUGAAAUAGCAUUUAUUAUUUCUAUUGUAUAUGGAUUCCUAUUGAUAUAAUAUAUACCAAUGGAAUUCAAAUCAAGUAUUUUAGUUUUAAGAUUCUUGGAUAAUAUUGUUUGGUCAAUUCCACCAUCAAUGCCUAUUUUCUUUUAAAUUUGUAAAACUGCUAGUUUGGUUAGACUUGAAGCCAAAGGAGUUAUUGGAAAUAAUGCUGAUAAAGUAGAAUCAGCUGGAAGAAUAGAUACUUGUUGUUUUGAUAAAACAGGUACACUUACUACUUUGGGAUUCAAAGCAAUUAAAGCAUUUCCAGAAGAAGAAAAGCCAAUUUUGGAUGCCAUUAUGGGUUGUUGUCAUCAUUUAAUAAAAUUAAACGGUUAAUUAUUAGGAGAUCCUUUAGAAAUUGAAAUGCUUAAUUUUGUUGGUUGGUAAUGUAAUUUUCAUAAUAAUCCUGUAACUAUUGAGGGAAAUGGAAAAAUCUAUACAAUUCAUAAAAUAUUUGACUUUAGUUCAUAAAAAUCUAUGAUGAGUGUUAUUGUAACUGAUGGAUCUAAAUAUUAUUUAUAUGCAAAAGGUUCUCCUGAAUCAAUUAAUUCAAUUUCAAUUAAAAAAAGAGAUGAUUUAAUUGAAGAAUUUAAUUUAAAUGCUAUAAAAGGAUAUAGAGUUUUAGGAUUAGCAUAUAAAGAAUUAUAAUAAAAUUAAAUUGAUUAAUAAAGAGAAUAAUUAGAAUAAUAAUUAAAUUUUGUUGGUCUUUUAGUUAUGGAAAAUCCAUUGAAAUCAGAUACAUUUGAUAUUAUUACAACUUUAAAAGAAACAGGAUUAGAUAUAAAAGUAAUAUCAGGUGAUAAUCCUUUAACAACUAUUUAAUGUGCAAAAUUAGCUGGUAUUGUUAAUUAAGAUAAUGAAAUUACAUUUUUAGAUUAUAAUUAAUCAAAUUAAGAAAUUAUACUUUAAUUUAAUAACAAUUAAUAAAUUAUAAAGGAAUCAUAACCAAAUAGUAUUUAAGAAUUAGAAAAACUUUUAAGUACUCAAUAAGAAUUAGCAUUAACAGGUAAGUUUUUAGAAUAUAUGUUUAAUAAAGGUAAUUUUUUAAUUGAAUCUAAAAAUUCAUAAAAUAGUUUUGGUAAAUAAUAAAGUAAAGAAAAGAUAUUUACUGAAAUUAAUUAAAUUGAUAUUGAUGAUGGAUCUUUUGCAUAAAUUGCAAUUUCUAUUAUUAAAAAAACAAAAGUAUUUGCUCGUUAAAAACCUGAAUAAAAGAAAUUGAUUAUAUAAAUAAUAUAAAGUUUUGGAAGAUAAGUAUUAAUGUGUGGAGAUGGAGCUAAUGAUUGUGUAAUUAUUUUUAUUUUAUUUAAUUUUAGUCAGCUAUUUCAUAAGCAUAAGUUGGAAUAUCAUUUAGUGAAGCUGAUGCAUCAUAUACAGCUCCUUUUAGUAGUAAAUCUACAUCAUUAGAUUGUGUUGUUAAAGUAUUAUUAUAAGGCAAAGCAGCUACUAUGACUAUUAUUGAAGUGUUUUAAUAUUAAAUUAGUGUUAAUACUUUAAAAUUCAUAGCUGUACUUUUUACAUUUUUAGAAGCUGAAACAUUUGCAGAUUUUUAAUUUACUUAUACAUCUAUUAUAUCAAAUAUUCCUUUAUUGAUAUUUUUAUGUUUAUCUGGUCCAUGUGAUACUUUAGCAAAAUAUAAUCCAUUAGAUGAUUAAUUUGCUAUUUAUAAUUAAAUUUAAAUUUAUAAUAAUUUAAUUUGGGGAGCAGCAGGGUAUAAUAAUAUAUUAUUAUUUUUAGAUUGAUUGUUAAUUUUUUUAUUUCAUAAGCAGUUAGAGAUGUUCAUACAUGUGAAAUAGAUGAACCAAUUAUUAAUUGUAUACCAAAACCAAUUGAUGAAUUAAAAAAAUCUGGAGAUAUACAAUCUGUAAUGUUUAUGAGUUUAAUGUUCUUCUUUAUGACAUUUGCCAUUAAUCUUUACAUUUCCAAUCCUUUCAAAUAAAGAUAUUUUAGAAACUAUUUAUUACUUUUAUGGACAUUAUUAGGUUUCAUUUUAUUCUUUGUUUCAGCUAUAUUUCCAAAAGGAGGAAAAUGGGCAAAAUUGAUUAAUGUCAAUGAUAAUGCGUAAUCAUAUUUAUAUUUAUAUUUAUAGUUUCUAAGGUUAUAAUUGGAUAAUGAUAGCUGUUGUUGUAAUAGCCUCCUUAUUUGGAUUCAUUACUUAAGCUAUUUUAUAGAAAUAUCUUCCUUCAAAAAAGAAAAUAGAAUUUUGA